AGUUAUGUUCUUAAAAUAUUGCAAAUAUAUAAAUAAACCAAUAAUAGAAUAGCCUAAAGUUUGUUGUAAACAAUGCUAAUGGCAGUUUAUGGCGAAAUGUCUACUAUAAGAAGGAACAACAAUUUGACGCAGCAUUUAACAUUGUCUUUGAUGUUGAAAUGGUGUAUCCUUCCGACAAUGCUCACUCGUAAAUUGGUGCAACACUGUGCUUGAAUCGGGUUUCUUUUCUAAAUAGUUUUGUUUUGAGUCUGCCUACUCCUUUAGUUGUCUGCGUAACGGGGCGGAGGGAAUUUCCGUAUUUGAGCAACCACAGUGAAGCCUCGCAGUGUGUCAGUGUCUCCUGUCUGUGCGGCUUUUCACAUGGACCCCUCCACCUUCCUUUACGAUGUCCCCCCGGCUAUCAUCGAAAGGUUCUGUAGAAUCAUGGACAGCGGAGAUGACAGGUUCGGGUGGCGUGUACUAGCUGUCCAAAUUGUCCCCAGCUUGUUAGACGUCCGCAUGUUGGAGCGAGGGGAGUUGGCGGGUCGGAGCCCCACCAGAGAGCUGCUGUGGUCCUGGGCUCAGGAGAAUUCACGAGUGCAGGACCUUCUCAACCUGCUCAAAGACAUGGGACACCUCAGGGCCCUGCAGCUCUUCACAAGUCAAGCUCAAGAGUCGCCUUUGCCCAGCAGCAAUCCACAAGCAGAUUCCAAAGGGCCGAUGUCAGCAUCUAAAGAUAAGGGAUCCUUCCCACUAGAGGCGACUUUCCAAGACAUCAUAGAAGUAACCAAACAUUUCCAUCCUGAUAUGAGAAUUGCAGAGGGCCACUUCUCUGAUAUCUACAGAGCACACAUGGGAGAUCAAAUGAUCGCAGUUAAGCUUUUUAAACAGGUAAAAAUGCAGUCCUGGAAAAACCUCUGGGAUGUCUUCAGAAAAGAAAUGGAAACUCAUCUUUUGUACCAACAUCCAAACAUCCUAGAAUUGUUGUGCUGUGUUUCUAAUGAGGACCGCUACUGUGUGCUCUAUCCUUACCUCCCUAAUGGAUCACUCUUCCACAGAUUACACCAUCAGGAUGGAGAGCCCCCUCUGUCCUGGCAAGAGCGCCUCAACAUCAUUAAGGGAACUGCAAAGGCCUUGUAUCACCUCCAUACAGCCCAGCCCUGCCCGGUGAUCUGUGGCAACAUCUCCAGUGCAAACAUACUUUUGGAUGACGCCCUGCAGCCCAAGGUGUCUGACUUUGGGUUGGCCCGCCUCCGUCCUAAUUCAUCCAAUCAGCUCUGUACCAUCAUUCUGGAUACGAAGUCCCACAGCAACCUGGCAUACCUUUCUGAGGACUACAUCCGAGACGGCAAGCUCUCCUCUAGCUUGGAUGUUUUCUGCUUUGGGAUGGUUAUAAUGGAAACCGUAACAGGAAGGACGGUAAAGGAGGAAGUACCUAAACAAAAACCACUGAGAGAGAUGCUGGUAACGGAGGUGGAGGACAGCGGUGGUGUGGACUCUUGUCUACAGUUUUUGGAUGUGGCGGCAGGUCGGUGGCCCACUGACAUCGCCCUCGGCCUGCUGCGUCUGGCCCUGGACUGCACGGCGAGUCGCCGCAGCAGACCAAGCAUGGAGACUGUUCUUUUGGCAUUGAGCAAGCUACUUCCUCCACCUAGCUGCCCCCCUGCGGACCAACCCCACAGCCUGGAUGAUGGAAACCCCCUUAAAACUGAGAUGAGCCUUUUAUCCUCCAUACCUGUAGAGCACGAUGAGCAGCUCAGCCUCCCUGGUUCUCUAACACAGGAAGGGCCCAAUGAAUACAGCCAGUCGGAGGUGACGUAUCUGAGCGACGUGGGGGGGGCUUCUGGUGAGGUGUCGGCUGACCUGUACAGCAGCUGGCCUGUACAGUGCAGCUGCCCUGCUGAGACAGGCGGUCUGCCCUGUGAGGACUGCAGGGCCAAUGGCUUCACCCCCAACCACACUGACAGUCCUCAGAGUAACUCUACUGCAGUGGAAACCCCAGCCAAGGAGAGACUGAGGAACAAACUGAGUCUUUAUGACAAGGGGCUGAUUCACUCAGAGGAACUGUUCUCUGAAACAGGACUGCAGUAAAGAGAGGACUUCCUUUUACAUGUCUGAUAGCAGCCUGGCUGCCGCUGUAAAAUCGAUCAUGCCAAGCCAAUUCAACACCAGUAGGAACACCAUCAACAUCAUAUCUAAAGAUUGAGUUAUUUGGCUUUUCAUUGUAAGUGGAUCUCUGGGAGAAUGUAGUUAACAGUGGAUAGCUGACCUUCUAAUUGACAGCCAGUUCAAUUCUGUAGUCAGAACCCUUUAUCGUGAGUGAUAUCUGCAAUAAACGACGACAUGAUACUUGUAUUAUAAAAAAUAAUAAUUUAUUAUGUUUUUUUUGUCAUUGAAUAAGUUUGAAAUCUUAUGGAAAAACAUAGACCUAAUCAGCUAUCAUUGCAAUAGAAGUGAGGAAAAUGUUGCAUUAGGAAUUUGAGAAAUUAAUAAGUCAAUGUGAUGGGACGUGAAAUAAACAGUGUAACAAAACA
Messenger RNA from Trematomus bernacchii (emerald rockcod), 2513 nucleotides. RefSeq names its product interleukin-1 receptor-associated kinase 3 (gene irak3). The coding region runs from base 361 to 2070 and encodes 569 amino acids. The transcript is spliced from 12 exons. Gene Ontology annotation, biological process: signal transduction; protein phosphorylation. Gene Ontology annotation, cellular component: plasma membrane. Gene Ontology annotation, molecular function: protein kinase activity; protein binding; ATP binding. NCBI's taxonomy places the organism in Eukaryota, Metazoa, Chordata, Actinopteri, Perciformes, Nototheniidae. The record is from RefSeq and is a predicted model, not a curated record.